AUGUUCAACCACGCCCGCAACCCAUGGAAAUUAGACGCACUAGAUUGUACUGGACAAGGGAUACUGAUUGAGAAGCAAGCGGAAGAGCCACGGCCCGUUCAAGUCCAGAAGAACGUGAAAGAGGUGAAUCUGCGGCUGCUUGCUAUGCUACUACUGCGCAAUGUGGAUCUAUUCCUCUGCGGAGACGGGAUGAGAAUUAGGGUUAUCUACCCUGGUAGCCCUUCGGAUGACGGGACGCAGCAAUGUACCAGAACGCAGGAUUAG
Aspergillus nidulans FGSC A4 is the source of this 264-nucleotide messenger RNA. RefSeq lists its product as uncharacterized. The transcript is spliced from 3 exons. NCBI's taxonomy places the organism in Eukaryota, Fungi, Ascomycota, Eurotiomycetes, Eurotiales, Aspergillaceae. The record is from RefSeq and is a predicted model, not a curated record. Bases 1 to 264 code for a protein of 87 amino acids.